Molecule: messenger RNA, 1771 nt
Organism: Aphis gossypii (cotton aphid)
Lineage: Eukaryota; Metazoa; Arthropoda; Insecta; Hemiptera; Aphididae
Product: isoaspartyl peptidase/L-asparaginase
Exons: 4
Coding region: 218-1150 (310 amino acids)
Molecular function (GO): asparaginase activity
Source: RefSeq, a predicted model, not a curated record
UGUAUUGACUCUUGAUGUAUUAAAGUACAUUAUUAUUAUAACAUAGUAGUUUAAUAUUUGAUUAGGUACUUUGUAAAAAUAAAAAUAACUUAACAGUUUACUCCUACAUUUCAUUUAUAUAUAGGUAGUAAAUUUAGCUUUUAAGGUUUAAUAUUUAGUUUUGAUGCUGUUGAUAUUAAAGCAUUGUAUUUAAGAUUGUUUCUGGCAUCUAAAUAUAAUGUCCGAACCAGUGAUUGUUGUGCACGGUGGAGCAGGAAAUAUACCGGACAAUCGUGAUCAACCAAAGUUCGAUGGAAUUUUAACAGCUAUCAGAAAGGCUUAUGCGACCUAUCAAAAAACAUCAUCUAUUACGGAUGCAUGUCAAGUCGCUGUUGAGUAUAUGGAAGAUGAACCUGCAUUCAAUGCAGGCCGUGGAUCGGUGUUAAAUCUAAAGGGUGAAAUUGAAAUGGAAGCCCUUAUUAUGGAAGGAAAAGACAUGAAGGCUGGAAGUGUUACUGGUGUAAGAAACAUUGCACAUCCAAUAGCACUUGCCAGAAAAGUUAUGGAAAACACUCCUCAUGUUUUUUUGAUGGGUGCAAGUGCUAAUGAGUUUGCUGAAAAAAUGGGAUUUGAAACUGUCAGUGAUGAUUAUCUGAUGACGAGUGAUGCAAGAAUAGGCUUGAACAAUUUUUUUAAAUCGGGGAGCGAACCCACUACAACUGAAAUUGGACAUGGAGGUGUUGGCACUGUUGGUGCAAUUGGUAUGGAUGCGAAUAGCGGGCAUAUGAUUUCAUGUACUUCAACAGGUGGAAUUACUGGAAAAAUGGCAGGUAGAGUUGGUGAUACGCCUGUUCCUGGUGCUGGUGGUUACUGUGACAAUAACGUGGGCACUAUUUCAACCACUGGCCACGGUGAUAGCAUAAUGCGCUAUUGUUUGGCUCAAAGAAUAAUGCAAAAUUUGGAAAACGGUGACACUCCAGAUAUUGCAGCUCAGAAAGCAUGUGAUGGUAUGUCUGCUCGCGUUGGUGGCAGUGCUGGGGCUAUUGUUAUUUCUAAGAGUGGGGAAAUUGGUAUAGGUUUCUCUUCUCCUAAAAUGGCAUGGGCCUUCUUAAAAAAUGGAAUAAUUUAUUAUGGAAUUAGAAAAGGUGAACAGUUUACUGUUAAGCUGUAAAAAAUCUAAUAAGAUCGCAGAAUCAAAAUUUUUUUAAUACAUUUUAUUAGGAUAUGUAUUGAUUGUUUUUUAAAUAUUGUUAAAUGUAUUACAAUUUACAAAUGCUUAUUAGAUUAAUAAUAAUUUAUCAAAUAAUUUUGAAAGUUGAAAAAAAUGUUCAUAAUUCAAUUUGCAAUAUUAAGCAUAAAGAAUAAAUAUUAUUAACCAAACAUUAUUGUUAUUAUCUAAUCAAGUAAAUGACAACACAAUUAAAGUAAUCUAACCAUUUAUAAAAUUGGUAACUGUACGCAUAGCUUGAUGAGCCUGUAUAUGAAGACUAUUUUGGAACUUAUUUACAACCUUAUUAAGUUACUAUUACCAUUGAUUAUUUAGUAGUGAAAUGUAAACUAUAAAUAAUCAAUGAUAUUACUAAAUAGUAUGAGAAUAAUUUUACUGUAGAAUUGCAAAUUAAAAAUCAACUAUGUAAAUAGUCAAAAACAUUAUAAUAUUUCUAUAAUAACUAAAUUGAUAGACUUUUAACAAUUUGUCUAGCUGUAAUCUAACAUCUAAAAUUUUUAUGAUCAUGUUUUUCAGAUUGUAAAUGUUAGACAUGAUAAAAAAGUAUUUUUACUUAGUUAUAAA